Gastrolobium bilobum is the source of this 903-nucleotide messenger RNA. RefSeq lists its product as uncharacterized. The record is from RefSeq and is a predicted model, not a curated record. Bases 1 to 873 code for a protein of 290 amino acids. The transcript has a single exon. Lineage: Eukaryota; Viridiplantae; Streptophyta; Magnoliopsida; Fabales; Fabaceae. Gene Ontology annotation, biological process: root development; shoot system development.
AUGGCAAGCAAGUUUAAUGUUCGCUCAAUUAGUUUGCCUUGUAGAUCUCAUCCUAGUACUAUUAGAGUAGAAGAGGAGCUGAGCAAGCUCAAAACUUGGGAAGGAACAUCCAUAUCCACAUCAGAGUCCAUUGGCACUGGCUUGUCUUUGCUUGAAGAUUUGUAUAUUUGCUUGGAAGGUCUUCUCAACAUGGCAUCAACCCACCAAGUUAUUUCUCACCAUCAAGGUGAGAAAUGCGUGGAAGAGAUAUUGGAUGGUACAUUGAUAAUUUUGGAUAUCUGUGGCAUCACAAGGGACACCAUGUUACAAAUUAAGGAAAAUGUUCAAGCCCUUCAUUCUGCUCUUCGAAGAAGGAAAGGGGAUUCAAGUAUUGAAAAAAGUGUUGCUGAAUACAAUUUCUUCACAAAGAAGAUGAAGAAGAAUGCCAAGAAGUUGAUCACAUCUUUGAAGCAUAUGGAAAGCAAAUUUGGGGUAUCCCCACUCUUGGAUUUUGAUCAUCACCUUUGUGCUGUGCUUAGAGUGCUUAGGGAAGUCAUUAUACUGAACUUGUCUAUCUUCCAAUUCCUUUUGACAUUCUUGACAGUGUCUUCAUCAAAGUCAAAGGCAACCAAAUGGUUGCUGGUGUCAAAAUUGAUGCACAAGGGGGUCAUAUCAUGUGAACAUGACUCGGAGAAUGUUAACGAGUUGCAGUGUGUGGAAGCAGCUUUAAGUACCCUUCUAAAUGAAGGUAGUAAUGGUGAAAGGAUGCAGACAACACAUGAAAGAUUAGAGGCUCUGGAGAAUGCCAUUGAAAAUGUUGAGAAUGGUUUGGAGAGAGUAUUUAGGCGCUUGAUUAAAACUAGAGCCUCCCUUUUGAACAUAAUCUCCCAAUAGAGUAAUUUUAGUGCCAAUUUUUCUCUCCCA